AUGUUGCGUUGCCUUCAAAAUUUGAAGGUUGGGAGAAGACUGUUCAGCGAGAGUGCUGCGAGGGCGGUGGCGUCCGUGCCUCUAACGAGGACGUCCGUUUUAGACAACGGGUUGACUGUGGCGACGGAGUUCAUUCCGAACACGGCUAGUGCGACGGUGGGGAUCUUUGUUGAUGCUGGGUCGCGUGCUGAGAACGUGAAGAACAACGGUACGGCGCAUUUCCUGGAACAUUUGGCGUUCAAAGGUACUAAGAACAGAUCGCAGCGCGGGAUCGAGUUGGAGAUCGAGAAUAUCGGGUCGCAUUUGAACGCGUACACGUCAAGGGAGAACACUGUAUACUACGCGAAGUCGCUGAGGGAGGAUAUCCCGAAAGCGGUCGAUAUACUCAGCGAUAUCUUGACCAAGUCUGUGCUUGACCCGAAGGCCAUUGAACGGGAGAGGGACGUUAUUAUCAGGGAGAGCGAAGAAGUGGACAAGAUGUACGACGAAGUUGUGUUCGAUCAUCUGCACGAGAUCGCCUACAGGGACCAGCCCUUGGGGCGGACGAUCCUCGGGCCCAUCAAGAAUAUCAAGUCGAUCAAGAGAACGGACUUGCAGAACUAUAUCAUGACAAACUACAAAGGCGACAGGAUGGUACUUGCCAGUGCGGGCUCCGUUGACCACGAUAACUUGGUGGCGUACGCACAAAAGUAUUUCGGCCACUUGAAGAGAUCCGAUGUGUCCGUGCCCCUGGGUUCCCCCCGUGGUCCCCUGCCUGUCUUCACGAGAGGUGAGAAGUUCAUAAGUGAGACCACUUUGCCCACAACACAUAUUGCGAUUGCUCUCGAGGGUGUCUCGUGGUCAGCUCCAGACUAUUUUGUCGCGCUCGCGACCCAGGCAAUAGUCGGGAAUUGGGACAGGGCUGUGGGCGCCGGGACGAACUCCCCUUCACCACUAGCCGUCGCAGCAACGAACAACGGGGCUCUGGCUAACUCGUACAUGUCUUUUUCAACUUCGUACGCUGACACUGGGCUGUGGGGGAUGUACAUUGUGACGGACUCAGCAGAACACCAACCGAGGUUGAUCAUCAAUGAAAUCAUCAAAGAAUGGAACAGGAUAAAGAGAGGGGAUGUAUCCGAUAGCGAAGUCAACAGAGCCAAGGCACAGUUGAAGGCCGCUCUUUUGCUGUCGUUGGAUGGGUCCACUGCGAUAGUCGAAGAUAUGGGGAGACAGAUUGUCACAACGGGUAAAAGACUCUCCCCGGAGGAGGUCUUCGAACAGGUAGAUAAAAUUACAAAGGAUGACAUUGUCAUGUGGGCAAAUUACAGACUACAAAACAAGCCAGUAUCCAUCGUUGGACUAGGGGCGGUAGACGGGAUCCCUAAGCUUGAAGAAAUAGAGUCUCAGUUAAACAGUGGUCAAUGA
This is a messenger RNA of Huiozyma naganishii CBS 8797, 1404 nucleotides long. RefSeq names its product mitochondrial processing peptidase (gene MAS1). The coding region runs from base 1 to 1404 and encodes 467 amino acids. Gene Ontology annotation, molecular function: metalloendopeptidase activity; metal ion binding. The transcript has a single exon. NCBI's taxonomy places the organism in Eukaryota, Fungi, Ascomycota, Saccharomycetes, Saccharomycetales, Saccharomycetaceae. The record is from RefSeq and is a predicted model, not a curated record. Gene Ontology annotation, cellular component: mitochondrion.